Lachnellula hyalina is the source of this 2019-nucleotide messenger RNA. RefSeq names its product White-opaque regulator. Gene Ontology annotation, molecular function: zinc ion binding; DNA-binding transcription factor activity, RNA polymerase II-specific. Bases 1 to 2019 code for a protein of 672 amino acids. The transcript has 6 exons. The record is from RefSeq and is a predicted model, not a curated record. NCBI's taxonomy places the organism in Eukaryota, Fungi, Ascomycota, Leotiomycetes, Helotiales, Lachnaceae. Gene Ontology annotation, biological process: regulation of DNA-templated transcription.
AUGGUCUACUGCGGGAAGCCAUCCCGUGGCUGUCAGAUGUGCAGGACAAGAAGAAUUAAGUGCGACGAAACAAAACCUACAUGUUCGCAAUGCCAAAAAUCAAGGCGCCAAUGUCCUGGGUACAAAGACGAAUUCGAUCUAGUCUUUCGCAAUGAGACGCAAGCCACGGAGAAAAGGGCCAGAAAAACAUUACACAUCAAGAGGCAGGGUAUACUCGACAAUCAAGCCGAUCUUGCCAAUAGUCUUAGAGAUGAUAGCAACAUGCAGGAUACCUCCUCUUCAAGGCUGGCAAUGAUGCUUUCAACAUCACAAGCACUCGCACUCUCGGUUCCUAUUGAACAACAAGCGCCCUGCUUCUUCGUAACUAAUUUCAUCAUACCCCUUUCAGAUAGAGGGGCUGGGACAGGGCCAGGACAUUUCGAUUAUCUCGAGCCUUUGAUGAAAAUAGCGGGACCGAACUCUACAUUAUCAGUUGCUUUUGAAGCUGUUGCAAUGGCGGCUCUAGCGAAUAGACCCAAUUCAAGAGGACGAGGGCUGCUGCCCAAAGCUAUGGGACAAUAUGCAAAAGCUCUGAAGGCUACAAACUUAGCACUCCAGAACCCAGCUCAUCAGAAAACCGACCAGACACUAGCUUCAAUUCUAAUGUUGGGCUUUUUUGAGACGGUUUUGGCGCAAAGUAACAAUGCUCAAGCAUGGUACUCGCAUGUCGACGGCGCAGUACAGGUCGUCAGAAUGCGGGGUAAGAAGCAAUUACGAACGAAAAUUGGGCAAAGUAUGUUUCGGGUAGUAAGGAACCAAAUGACCGUCAACUGCAUGACCGCCUCAAAAGUGCCAGCAGGAGGAGCCGACUGGUGGUGUACCGACUCACCAGGCGAGGACUUUAUAGUAAGACUUAACAUCGCAGUAGCAACAUUAAGGUCUGAAAUCCACGCCGCACUUGCGGACUGGCCCCGGACGCCAGAAUACUUCCAGAAAGCCACCGAGUUCAUUCGCAGAGCUCGGGUCAUGGAAAAACAGUAUUUGCAAUGGGAAUCACUGUUGCCAGAAUACCUGAAACCGAAGUCCAUAGCAUGGGUCGACCAAAUCCCAGGAGGUGAUAUCACCAAAGCGGAAGUCUGUCCCGGAAAGGUUGAUGUAUACCAAGAUAUCCGGAUAGCCACUAUGUGGAACCACACACGUAUAUUACGACUCUACAUAUCAGGCACGAUUGUCCGCUGUGCAGCAUGGAUCCGCUCGCCUCUAGAUUACCGCACUGCUCCUGAGUACAGCACCGAGUCACGGCUAUGCCACGACCUGAUCACCGAAACCAUUGCAUCGAUACCGUUUUUCCUCGGCUGGCGCGUCGGCCACGGAGGAGGCGAUUCGCCAGCUGGCGAACAACCCAACGGCGCUGCCCGCCCUAAGAACUUCGUCAGCCCCAGCGGCGCCGCUGCCUUCUUCGCUAUAUGGCCGCUCUUCUCUAUCAGCGCUACGGACUCCAUCACGGAUCUGCAGCGCGCGUGGGUCAAGGGCCGUUUAGUCUUUAUCGGCGAAGUUAUAGGCUUGAGCCAUGCGAAAGUCCUCAGUGGCUUCCAGCUCCGCCUCCCCUCCAUGACCAUCCGCCGCGACAACAUGGGCCACGCAGCGCCCACGCCAGAAAUGCUAGCCGCAGCCGUAACGCGCGGCGUCUACACCUACGCUCCCUCGAGCUCCAGCUCCAGCUCCAGCUCCAGCGCUAGAAAUACGCCUACAGACGAAAGCACAACCUCGCAAUCACAACCGCAGUCGCCAUUCAACCCGGCUAGUUUUGCUUCUCCGGGUUCGGGUAUCUCUCAAAGGAAUAAUAACCAUAACGGGGCAACGAAUCCGGGACAGGGAAUGGGAAUGGGACAGCCGCUUUACACGCUUAGCCCACAGCAGCAGCGACAGGCGAUGCAGAAAGAGGCGUAUGAGAGGGAGCGCGCGAGCUUGCUGAAGAAGGCGAGUAAUAGCCAGGGGGCUGCGGUGGAGAAGCUGGCGGCUAAGUUCUUGGCUGUCUGA